UUCACAACAGAGCACAACUCAAGCCUGAAGCUGCACCAUAAUCAGCAGGCAAUUACAUGCUGCUAGAAAAUCGUGGUUUUUUUUGUUUUGUUUUGCUUUGCAGAGAGGCACAUUGGGCUUUAAAAACGUAAAUAGGUUGGCACGGCAAGGUCUAAUUGCAAACCUUGUUUUGGGAAUAUACGAAAAAUACGGAGUGACCUGUGUUUAGGAGCUGUCAUGUCAGCUGGGGGAGCUGAGGAAGACAUCCCUCUGGGAGAGAGGAAGACUGUCACAGACUUCUGCUACCUCUUGGACAAAUCCAAACAGCUCUUCAACGGCUUGAGAGAUUUACCUCAAUAUGGACACAAGCAGUGGCAGUCUUACUUUGGACGUACCUUUGACGUUUACACCAAACUCUGGAAGUUCCAGCAGCAGCACAGACAGGUGCUGGAUAACCGAUAUGGCCUGAAGAGGUGGCAGAUCGGAGAAAUUGCUUCGAAGAUUGGACAGCUGUACUACCACUACUACCUACGCACUUCUGAAACCAGCUAUUUGAAUGAAGCCUUUUCUUUCUAUUCUGCAAUAAGACAAAGAUCCUAUUACUCUCAAGUCAAUAAAGAAGAUAGGCCUGAACUGGUUGUCAAAAAGCUUCGUUAUUAUGCACGAUAUAUUGUAGUCUGUCUUCUGCUCAAUAAAAUGGAUCUUGUGAAAGAUCUAGUUAAGGAUUUAUCAGACGAGAUUGAAGAUUACACCCAUCGCUUCAACACGGAGGACCAGCUGGAGUGGAACCUGGUCCUGCAGGAGGUGGCAGCCUUCGUUGAGGCAGACCCAGUGAUGGUGCUGAACAAUGACAACACUGUGGUGGUCACAUCGAAGCGGCUGGUGGAGGGGGGGGUCCCCCAGCUGGAGCAGGGCAUGAUCGUGGGGCAGCUUACACUAGCUGACGCGUUAAUCAUUGGGAACUGCAAUAAUCAGGUCAAGUUUAGCGAGUUGACAAUAGAUAUGUUUAGAAUGCUCCAAGCUCUUGAGAGGGAACCAGUGAACUUGGCAACACAGAUGAAUAAACCUGGAAUGCUGGAGCCGAGCGAGAAGCCUGCCAAGCGCGAGAAUCCCCACAAGUACUUGCUGUACAAGCCCACCUUCAGCCAACUCUACACAUUCCUCUCCGCAGCGUUUAAGGAACUUCCUGCCAACAGCGUGCUGCUGAUGUAUCUGUCUGCGACGGGCGUCUUUCCUGCGGGCCGCUCUGAUUAUGAAGGUCCCUAUGAUUUUGGCGGAGUGCUCACUAACAGUAAUCGUGAUAUUUUAAAUGGGGAGACGGUGCACAAGCGGAAUCAGGCCCACAAGGAAAUGCACUGUCUUCAUCCAGGUGACUUGUAUCCCUUCACGCGAAAGCCUUUGUUCGUAGUCGUAGAUUCCUCCAAUAGUGUUGCAUACAAGAAUUUCACAAACUUAUUUGGACAGCCAGUAGUUUGCCUACUUUCUCCAACAGUCUAUCCUAAGAACAUGCAAGAUCAGUCCCAGCAAGGAAGCCUCUUCACGCUCUUCCUCUACAACCCCCUCAUGGCAUUCCUUUAUGUCUGCGGGCUGUCCAGCAUGCGCAGUGGAUUGUGGGACAAGUGCCAGGAGUUCCUGAGGAAGGUGAACCGUGACCUGGGCCAGCUGAUAUCGCGCUCCCGCUCCAUAGAUCAAGCUUUUCUCCAAUUCUUUGGGGAUGAAUUUCUUCGGCUACUCUUGGUUCGGUUUGUCUUUUGUUCAGCGACUAUGAGGUUGCACAAGGUUUUCAGGGAGACAAGGAAUUACCCUGAAACCUAUCCGCAGCUUCCAAAAGAAGAGACUGUCGAGAACCCCAUGGUUCAAAAGCACGUCCUGGAGCUGGCUUCUAUUCUGGACGUUCAGAAUCUCUUCUGCGACAACACCCUUGACGAUUACUAGUGAACACACUUGCUUAGUUUCAAGACCUAUUGUUUUAUAAGAUAAAUAAUUUUUGAAAUGUCUGGUUUUCCUAUGUGAUGUCUGAUAUAUUAGUGUGUCUCUUUCUACUUUUUAGAGGUCACUGGAGUAAUGUUUUUAAAGUGUAUAUAAACACCAUGGUGCAGCUAUGUCUGUUAGUGAUGUCAUAACUCUGAGGGCUUUUUAAAGAACAUGACUGCCUGUUUUAACACAUUUAGAUAUUUCAAAGGCACCCGAUGCAUCAGUUUGAAAUCCAAAACUGAAGCUGGAUUUUUCUGUUAGCUAGCGGAAAAAGGCCCUUAUUUUGAAUGGUGCAAGCUAGGUUUCCAGGUUCCUGUGGUGGACUGCAGUGUGACAGUUCUGCAUGUGUACAUUAAGUACUGCUUUCUACAGAUAUGCGUAGCUUGCAAUGUGCAUUUGUUCCAAACCACUUACUUUUUUAAUUAUUCCUCACCUCUAAGAGGUCUGCUGUCUGUGCAGUGAUGAGUGUUUCUUUAACACCUGCAUGAACAGUUCAGCCUGGGGCAGUUUAUCCUUUUGACAGACCACCGUUCUGACCUACUGUUCUUCAGUAAGGGGACCGUUCUUCCAAUGCAGUCAUCCCCAAUGCAAAUCUCAUAUUGUACAACCAUGUCCUGGAUUCAUUCGCAGGUCUGGAUCUGUGGGAUCAUUUGUAGUCCUACACCACCGCCCUCAAAACUUCAUACCAAACGGUUUCCACCCUAUUCGGUGCAAUAAAACCUCCAUCCCUGGUCGAGCACCACAAAAGUGGUGCUUUGUUGAGUUCAUGCUACCUUUCAGCAUGUUUGUGAAUAGUGUUUGAUGUAAAUUGUAUUGAUUGGAUUGUCUGUUCUGUGUGGUAAAAAUCUGUAUUGAGAUAGUUUUAAAAAAAAAAAAUGUAAGUGAUGCAACUUCAUUUACUUGUCGUAUGUUUGGAUUGUUAAUGUUGAAAAUGUUAUAUAAAAUCCUUCUCUAUAAAUGUCCUAUGGAUACUGUUCCAUGUUAACCAGAUAGAGCAGACUCAAGUAGAUAUGUCUAUACAUUCCAGAAACAAAGUGGCGGAGGGUUUUUCUUAUUAGGAAAUAUAAUAUUAUUUGUUAAGCUGUUUAUUUGCACUUUACCGCACAUUGACAGCAUGUGCUUGUUACUUCUGUGAGCUCAAAAAGGGAUGAUUAAUUCAGUUUCCCAUAGUAAAAGCAUAGCAAAGUGUAAUAAGGCACAGUGAAAUAAAGGUGAAGCACAGAUAAGCAUUGUAAAGAUAAUGAAAAACAUGGUAAACUAUGGUAAAUGCGUGGUAUCACCAUGGGGAAAACUGCAAAAUUACUCUGGUAAACUUUUAUAAGGGUUCUGUUACCGCUUUUUGUGUUGAUACUAAAGUUUGCUUUGGUAUUGGUGAACAAAGGUGAUAAAUAGACCAGCAAUGGUCGUUUCUACCUGGACAGGAGACCAGUCACCUUUUAUCACACAUUGCCAUCACAAAACAAAUAAAUGCCUAUAGAUUAAAUCAAAAGUACUGCAUUGCUUUGAGCUAUAGCUGUGUUUUAUGACUGUAUUUAAUGAACAAUCCAUUUAUAAGAGGAAACCACCCAAGCAUCCCAGUUAGAAAAGGAGUCCAAAUACAGUCAAAAAACUGUAGCCCUUAAUUUAAAAUACAUGUAUAUUGUGCCUCUAAGUGUGAUUGAAUGCCAUCAUAGAACAAUGAAAUAAUACAUGGUUUGAUUGAAUGCCAUCAUA
Polyodon spathula (Mississippi paddlefish) is the source of this 3666-nucleotide messenger RNA. RefSeq names its product protein SCAI-like. The record is from RefSeq and is a predicted model, not a curated record. The transcript is spliced from 18 exons. Gene Ontology annotation, biological process: DNA-templated transcription. Bases 217 to 1914 code for a protein of 565 amino acids. NCBI's taxonomy places the organism in Eukaryota, Metazoa, Chordata, Actinopteri, Acipenseriformes, Polyodontidae. Gene Ontology annotation, cellular component: nucleus. Gene Ontology annotation, molecular function: transcription corepressor activity.